This is a messenger RNA of Durusdinium trenchii, 1546 nucleotides long. The record is from the annotation of a GenBank genome assembly. NCBI's taxonomy places the organism in Eukaryota, Dinophyceae, Suessiales, Symbiodiniaceae.
AUGGUUUUGCAGUGUGUGAUACUUCUGUUGAGCAGAAGUGUCGAUCCAAGGUUCGACAUUGAUGCGAAGCGAAAGACUCAUGACAAGCCUAUUGUAUCUCGUACGAACUACCAAUUCGUCAAAAGCCAUGUCCCAGUGGUGCUGCUGGAGUCGAUCCGUGGGGUCGGCGUCAAAGGGCAAAUAGUUCACGUGAAGCGUGGUUACGCUCGACAUGUCCUUGUUCCAAAGGGUUUAGCACUCUUCGGAACGUGGGAGAACAUCGAUGAACAUGCGGACCCAGAGCUCAUUGCGGAUCCGACAAUAAAGGCCAGAGUGGCUACCGAGCGAGGACAACUGCCCUUUGACUGGGUGGAUGAUGUGCGGCUGCGGUUUGUUCGGCCUGCCAGAGAGGAUCAAGCCAUGCUGCUGCUGGAGCCAGUUACGGUGUGGGAUAUCUUGGAGGACCUCUCCACAAAUCAUGAGUUGGACUUGCUUCCGGGCAACCUGGACGUACCUGAAGACGGCCUCAUGCAAGUGGGGGUCCACGAGGUCCCAGUGCGGAUUGCUUUCCGCAACCCUGAAAGCGCUGCAGGGAAGUACACCAUAUCGGUUCAUGUGGUCUCAAAGCAGAGCCAGGAUGCAGAGAUGCAACGCGAGGUGAUGAAGAAGGCGAUGGACAAGGGCCGGGAACGCCGUUUAGCGCAGCCUGGUGGAGCCCAGGAGGUGUCGCCAGACAAGGGCGUGGUGCUUGAUGGCCAAGAAUAUCGCCUGUCCCCACAAGACAUUGACUUGGACAGAAGUUGCACCCUGGGCACUGGUGCCGGCGGUGUGGUCCAGGCUGGGGUGCACAAGCCCACUGGCAUGCGCGUGGCAAUCAAGACGGUGAAGGUUGACCACAAAGAGAAGCGUGAACAAAUGCUGAAAGAGAUCAAAGGGCUUGUGCUCGCUGCAGGUUGUCCAUACCUGGUGCAGUGGUAUGCAGGCUUUGUCGGCAAGGACACAGGCCUCGUUCAUGUCGUUGUAGAACUCAUGGACAGAGGCAGCCUGGCAGAUUUGAGAAGGCGGUGUGCAGGCCCGGUGCCGCCCGAACAGCUGGCAUGCGUAGCUGCUCAAGUUGUUCGCGGGCUAGCACAUCUUCAAAGCAGGCGUUUACUUCACCGAGACGUGAAGCCUGAAAACGUCCUGCACAAUAGCCUGGGCCAGGUGAAGCUGACCGACUUUGGCAUUUCAAAGGAUUUGACCUCUACAGCUGGUGUUGCUGCAAGCUUUGUCGGCACUGCCAACUACAUGUCGCCUGAGCGAGCGCUUGGGAAGGACUAUUCCUUCAGGUCAGAUGUCUGGAGUGCUGGAAUGGUGGUUCUCGAAAUGGCCAACGGAAAGUACCCCUACGAGGCGAAGAACUUCCUAGACCUCUACGAGUGCCUCUGUGCCCAGCCAGAGCCUCGUUUGGAUCCGGGAAAGUUCCCUCAAGCUCUUUGCGACUUCGUGGCACAGUGCUUGAGAAGAGACGACACGAAGCGUCCAGAUGCCAUGGCGCUGUUGAAGCAUGAGCUUGUGGAAAGUCAAG